Molecule: messenger RNA, 2620 nt
Organism: Zophobas morio
Lineage: Eukaryota; Metazoa; Arthropoda; Insecta; Coleoptera; Tenebrionidae
Product: zinc finger protein 729-like
Exons: 2
Coding region: 365-2170 (601 amino acids)
Biological process (GO): regulation of transcription by RNA polymerase II
Molecular function (GO): DNA-binding transcription factor activity, RNA polymerase II-specific; RNA polymerase II transcription regulatory region sequence-specific DNA binding
Source: RefSeq, a predicted model, not a curated record
UCUAGGGAAUGUAUGAAAUAUUACGACUAUGAUCGUCCAUUACAUACUUUGUGUAGGUAUAAUAAGGCAUACAACUCCUACGGAUUGUAUAGAGUAUGUCUAGGCUGUGCCUCUACAUUAAAUGGCAGACGAAUAAAAUUAAUGCUCCGCUAGCGAGCCGGUCGGAAUUAGGUCGGCAUGUGACGUCAUCCAGUCACGCCGCUGAGGCAGAAUAAUUCGACGGAUCGAGCAAUCCUGUCUACGUAUUUAAAAUCCUUGGUUACCACCAACAUGACACAACUGAAGUAGAAACUACCAAGAUUUUGAGGUUAUGUCGAAAACAAUUUGAAUUGUUUUAAAUUUAUUAAUUUACGGACUAGUUGAAAUGGAAGCUUUGAAAUAUUCCGUUGCUUGCACGGCACACAAGAAGUCUUCCCUGGUAAAAGUCCACGAUUGUAAAAUUUGCCCAUACGUUACAACAUCGUUUUUUCUGAUGAUGAACCACACUCGCCGUCAUCAGUCACCCUUGACAUCUUUUACCUGCGAAAACCCCCUUGAUUCUUACCAUUGCAAAGACUGCGAUUUUCAAACCGAUCUAACGUUACUCUUCAAGCAACAUAUUAAAGACCGUCAUGGAAUUAAACAAGAAAACGACGACGAUUUGAUUAUGCAACACAACAAUCAAAAGCACGUUUGUGGAAAGUGCGGCUUUGAGACGCAUUUUUCGCUUAAAUGGUUACGUCACAUGAAAGAGUGUAAGCGACGUUCUUAUAAAACUACAGAAAAAUCAGAUUGGAAACAGCAUAUUCAGCGGCAUCAUGGAGAUGAAAAAGACAUCAAGUGGUACAAAUGUGAAAAGUGCGAAUACAAACACAAAUAUCUCUCAUCUUUAUACAGACACGUAAAAAAGCGGCAUCUAGACAAGUGGCUCCAUUGCACUUUGUGUUCUUACAGGACCGUAGACAAAUUUGAUUUGAAAAAGCACCUUAACAGACGACAUGUUGAUGACUUUGACCCUAAAUGGUACAAAUGUGAACAGUGCUCAUUUAGAUAUAAACGCAAGAUAUAUUUGACGAGACACGUGAACUUUUUUCAUAUGGACGAAAAAGACGCCAAAUGGUACGAAUGCCAACAUUGUCCGUACAAGACUAGUGAUAGUUCGAACUUAACGAGACACGUGAAAAGCAAACAUUUUAAUGGAAAAAGUAUCACGUGGUAUCAGUGCAACAAAUGUUCAUUUAAAACAAAACGCGAGGAGGGUUUACAGAAACACGUGGACGCGUCGCGUUUGAACGGACAAUGUGAAAACGAUGCCAAGUUGUUUCAAUGCCAUAAUUGUCCAUACAAGACUAGAAAUCGUUCGAACUUCUGGAGACACGUGCAGUUGCAGCAUUUGAGAGGGGAAGAUGUCACGUGGUAUCAGUGCGAGGAGUGUCCAUUUAAAUCAAAACAGUUGGCGCUUUUACGGAAACACGUGAACUUUUGUCAUUUGGACGAAAAGGAUAUCAAGUGGUACGAAUGCCAACAUUGUCCAUACAAGGCUAAGGAUAGUUCGAACUUAAUAAGACAUGUGAAAAACAAGCAUUUUAAUGAGAAAAGUAUCACGUGGUAUCAGUGCAACAAGUGUUCAUUUAAAACACAUCUCGAGAGGACUUUACAGAAACACGUGGACGCGUCGCGUUUGAACGGACAAUGUGAAAGCGAUUCCAAGUUGUAUGAAUGCCAUAAUUGUCUAUACAAGACUAGAAAUCGUUCGAACUUCUGGAGACACGUGAAGUUGCAGCAUUUGAGAGGGGAAGAUGUCACGUGGCAUCAGUGCAAGGAGUGUCAAUUUAAAACCAAAUAUAGAUACCUUUUACGGAACCACGUGAAUGUGCGACAUUUGAGAGGGGAAGAUAUCACGUGGUAUCAGUGCGAGGAGUGUCCAUUUAAAACCAAAUGCAGGAAUGGUUUACGGAAACACGUGAAUGUGCUGCAUUUGAACGGACACGGCCUUAAAUGGUACAACUGUGACAAGUGCCAGUACAAAGCUCGGGUUCGCUCAUAUUUAAACAAACAUAUAAAGACGCGGCACUUGGACGAAGACGAAAUCAAGUGGCACCAGUGCAAUGAGUGUCCCUUCAGGAGCAAAGCAAAAAGAAAUUUGACAGUACACAUUAAGGCACGACAUGUGGACGACCAAAACGCGUAAUGUUACAAAUGCAAACAGUGCCCAUUUAAAACUAGGUGUUACAAAUCUCUAAUCAAACACGCGAACGCUUAUCAUUUGGACGAAAAGGACCGCAGGUGGUACGAAUGCCAACAGAGUGUCAUACAAGUCUAGAGAUCGUUCGAAUUUAAAGAGGCACGUGAGAACCCAUCAUUUGAAUGGGAAAAUUAUUAGUACAUGAACUGUCCACUUAAAACAAAACGAACAAACAAAAAUAUGAGGUGACGCAACAUGCAGUAAAGUAACGCUUAGAUGCAAAUGAUAUACUACUUUCAAAAUUAACAACAAAAGUAAUUUGAAUAACCAUGUGCGUAAUCCGAAUUUUACAUGUAGUAGUUCAGUUUGUUUUUGUAAUGUUCUUUAUUAAAAUAUAUAUAAACCGCCCUAAAAAACUUAGGGAUAUUUAAAUUUAUUCAGCUUAAGCCCAUUUCG